Eupeodes corollae is the source of this 4090-nucleotide messenger RNA. It is a transcript of the gene Usp1, whose product is annotated as ubiquitin carboxyl-terminal hydrolase 1. Lineage: Eukaryota; Metazoa; Arthropoda; Insecta; Diptera; Syrphidae. The record is from RefSeq and is a predicted model, not a curated record. Gene Ontology annotation, cellular component: nucleus; cytosol. The transcript has 4 exons. The coding region runs from base 439 to 3480 and encodes 1013 amino acids. Gene Ontology annotation, molecular function: cysteine-type deubiquitinase activity; cysteine-type endopeptidase activity. Gene Ontology annotation, biological process: protein deubiquitination.
AAUCUGCUGUCAUUUGUCAUCUGCGCUUUCAAACGAAAAAUAAAAAUGAAAAUCUCGUCAAGUCAAGGAAAAAAUGGUAGUCCAAGUCCGUAGAAUUUUUUCCCGACCGGUUGUAAAGAAAUCCAAUUCUAAAUAAUUGAAAUAUUUCUCAAUCGUUAUCAAAAAUUCAACACAAAAAUCUUCAUAAUUCAAUUGCAAAUAAUAAAAGUGUUCCCCCUAAAGUGUUUGUAAUUUUAGUGUUUAAAAAGAAAAAAAGAAGAAAACUUCAAAUUAAAAUCAAGACAUCGUAUUGGGAGACGUAGUGAAGAAGAGGAAUACAAUAAAAAGAAGAAAAGUGGACAAAAUUCUUCAUUUUGAUUUUUUCCUGCUUCCACAUCAAUUUUGGAUUACCACUUCUGGAAUUAAUAAUGAAUUUGGAACAGAUAAUGUUCCCAAAAAAUGUCAAUAACUGUACCAAAACCAAAGGAUGAGGAGGAACACCUUCCCACAGAGCAACUCAUCACAAGUUCGUUAAAUUUAAAAACCCAACAAACAGAACCAAAACAAAACACUCAAUUGAUCUCGAGCGACUUUAAACAACGGAAAGCUUUGCUUUCUCUAAAACAUUCAACAGUGACGCAAGCAUCACAAAAACAACUACCCAAAAAAACAGUAACGACAUUUAAAUGCAAAAACAUUCUAACUCUAAGCAAUAAUACAAAUCAAAAGAACAAAUUCCAAGAAACCAGUGAAAAUAAUGCCCAGACGACGCUGAUUGAUGAUAUAAGUAUUGUCACAGAAACUGCAUCAUCGUCCCUCUUGUCGACUUCAAAAACAUCCGCAGAACGAUAUGCCUUACGGACACUGAAUAAAAUCCCAUCGUUUUUUAGACGGAAAAAAACAUAUGGUGGCAAUAGCAGUAGCGACACCAUCAAAGAGAAUUGUCUUGUGCCUGGUGCAUGCUCAAAUGACCAUUCUGAAAAAUCUGAAAAAUCCUCAAUAAGAAAUACAAUUGAAACAAAAAUCACAAGAACAGCAUCAAAACUUUCGCUUUCAUUUAAUCCUUUAGCUGGAGGAUUAGGAGGAGGAGGAGGAAGUGUAAGUGGUGUAAAAAGACCUGCAGAUACAACACUCUCUUCGACAAGCAGUGAAGCAGUCAAACCGAAGAAACUUCGCACUAUGUCGAUGUAUGACAGACAAUAUACAUCAUCGGACGAUAGACCCAUCACAAAUGGGUAUCUCUCGUCCAGAAACUCCUCGGCUGGACACAAUGACGACAAUAAUGUCCUUACCAACGCAAACAAUUAUUAUUCGUCUUCCGCGACCCUAUCCUCGGGUGCGAAUGGUGGCAGCAAUGCAAUCCUUCAUGCUCCAUCGAUGGCUUCGUUAUGUAACAUUGGUAAUACUUGUUAUUUGAAUUCGGUGGUGUAUACGUUACGAUUUGCUCCUCUCUUCUUACACAAUCUCCAUCAUUUGGUGGUUGAUUUGGCCAAUAUACAACAGAAUAUUGGCAAAAAUCGAGCAAAGAGCUCUUCAUUGGGCAGAAAUAUAAGUGGAAUGCAUAUGGAAAAUGCCCGCAGUUGGAGUAGCAAAGAUUUAGCUUCGCUUGAGAAUUACGGGCAAUGUGAAACGCAAAAAUCUAGCCAACAAGUGGCCACUGAGAAGCUACAUGAUCUGUACAAGAGUCUGCAUCAUAAUGAGAUCUCAGAAACGACUGAACCAUUCCAUGCUGAUAAAUUUCUGCACGCAAUCCAAGAAGUCAGUGCAAUAUUCGAGGGCAACCAACAGCAGGAUGCCCAUGAGUUUUUAAUGUGUGUUUUAGAUAGUAUACGAGAGACGUGCCAGACGUUGAUUAAAUCAAUAUCCGAUUGUCCAGAUGUGAUAAUAAAUGGUUGCGUUAGUCUUCCCGAACAUAUAACGGACUCUCCUCCAGAACAAAAUCACAUAAAUCAUUCAAGCAGUGUUAUCAACAAUAAUAACAACAACAAUAACAACAAUAGCAGCAGUAAUAGUACAUCUUCUAGUAAAAAUGCAACAAACAUCAUAAAAACAUCUUUUUUCACAAGAAAACCCAAACGAAAAGAUGAAGCCAAAAAUGCUAAAAACCAACGACUACAGUCACCUCUCAAAGAUAACGUACAACAACAACAACAGCAAUUACCACAACUAUACACCCAAUCGUUUGGUGAUGGUGUGGCUAUAAAUUCAGGCAGUGUGUUUGGAAAUUCUGGAAGUGAUAAAAUAGAUUCGAAGAAUGCGUCUCCCUCCGGAGAUGAUGAAGUGAUGCCAAUUAAGGAUAAAGAGCGAUUAGCUGAGAAGAUAAAAAAACUCGGUUUGGAUUUCUUUACGGAGGACUUUGAAGGCAUGACUGUGUCGACAACGAAGUGCUUAAGUUGUGAAACAGUUACCGAGCAGAAGGAGACUAUGAUCGAUAUUGCUGUACCUGUGCCGAUAUCGGGCUACACUGAUACUUCCAAUUCUUUUAUUCAGAAUUCUUGUAUUACCCGCGAGUACUUCCGUGAAAAGAAUAAAUAUCGCUGUGAGCAAUGCACUGGUUACACGGAAGCAAUUCGUUCAAUAUCAUACGAGGUCCUGCCCCGAUUGCUGGUCAUCCAACUAAGUCGAUUUUCUGGUGGAAUGGAGAAGAUAAACAGCUUUAUACCAACGCCCUUCACAAUGCAGUGCUUCUGCGCCAAGUGUGAACAGAGGGACUCGAAUAACAAACUGCACUCUUACAAGUUGUACAGUGUGAUCACUCAUGUCGGCGCGACUAUGUCGGUUGGCCAUUAUAUCGCCUACACGUGCUCCUUGGACUGGGCAAGUGACUACAUUAAUUGCCCGAAGGACAAACGUCGUCAUCAAACUUGCAAUGGUUCCCCAAAUAGUUCGAGUUCGGCAGCUGCUCCUCCCCGGCCACCACCUUCCUCAUCGUCUUCCCUAUCGACGAGCACUGGUCUUAUCAAAAAAAUCAAGUUCGGACGCAACAAGGCAUCAAGCAGCGGCGAUAUGUCUAAAAGCAAUACGAAAAAUCUCAAUGGCCAAACGAGCAAGUCUAUAACCAAUGGCAUAGAGAAGCUGAGCAUGAACACUACUUGCCACAGUGUCGAUUGCUGUGCCUCAAGAUUGCGAACUAACAACAGCCGCAGUUCAAGCUACUCCUCCUCCUCGAACAGCUACAGCAAUGGACCGACCAGAAAUGGCGGCUGGUCUGAUCUAGUCGAUGAAAGCAGCAACCAACCCCAGACAAAUGGAGCCCACAACAACAGCAGCUACAGCUACAUGCUGGGCCAUGGAAGCACCGGCAGGUCUAAAUCAAAUUCCUCCAGUAAUGCCGAACCGAUUUGGUAUAUGUGUGACGAUGAUAAGAUCAAGGCAAUGACACAACGUGAGUUCGAGGAGCUGCUGUCUCCAAUUAGAAAAAUCACCAUCACACCCUACUUGCUCUUCUAUGCACGCUUCGAUCUGCAAAAACAGUCAGUGGCCAGCGAUUGUGGUAUGUGAGUGCGAAGGAGUCGAGAGUUCACUGGAACUAUUUAAUAAUAAUAUAAUAAUAACCAUCAUUGUUGACCAGUUUUUAAUUAUAAAAUAAUUAUUAUUAUUCACAAGCUUUACCAAUAUUCGAUGCAUAUUCAUUGAGAUUAUCUUAUUAUAUUGUGUUUUUUUUUUUUGAAUUUUGUCUUAGACAGAAUCAUUCGAUUUAUAGAUUUAUUAUGAGUGAGCCUGUUAUAAUUUUGGUGUGCACAGAACUUAAUUAUUUUGUGAUCUGUGAGUGAUUUUUGUUUUGUUUUAAUUUUUUAACUGAAUCUGACUUAUUUUCUGUUCUGUGUAAAUUGUUGAUGUAAUCAUUAGAAGACUUUUUUGUUUAACAUAUCAUUUCGAUUGUAAGUUUUCAUUAAGUAAUGUUUAAACAUAAUUAUUAUUAUUAUUAUAUAUUAUUAGAAAAACAAAACAAGCAAACAAACAAAAUAUAAACUAUCUCUUUUUAUUUUAUAAUCUUUAACAAACUGCAAAAAUUAAAAAUCAGUAUAACAAUAAUUCGAUUAGUUGUAAGUUAUAGUUAACAUCUUUUUUGCUUAAAUAUAUUAUAUUUUAACGUCGUUUACAAUGUAUA